Esox lucius (northern pike) is the source of this 1746-nucleotide messenger RNA. It is a transcript of the gene avpi1, whose product is annotated as arginine vasopressin induced 1. Lineage: Eukaryota; Metazoa; Chordata; Actinopteri; Esociformes; Esocidae. The record is from RefSeq and is a predicted model, not a curated record. The coding region runs from base 284 to 856 and encodes 190 amino acids. The transcript has 4 exons.
CUUUCUCCUCUAGGCAGCUCGCAAGUCAUUCACUACACACAGUAAAAACUUUAUGAGCUUCUCUUCUCAAACAGCAGACGCAGCCUAAACUGCUAUUAAGUUAGAGGAAAAAUCAACUGCCAUAUGGAAUUCUUCUUAAAGCCUGAACAGGUGUUAUAUUUCACUGGGUUCACUUGCUGAAGGCCAUCAUCCCCACAUCUCUCCUCGUCCCUCCAUAUCUCUUGUUCCUCACCAUCACCCCUCCAUCUCUGGAAAAGCACUUUGUGACAACUGCCGAUGGGACAUGGACGACCCGGAACCCCCCUCCGUAGUGGAUGGUCCGUCGCUGGUCUGGCAGUCUGAUCAGAGGCGAAGCAGGAAGUCGGGGUGUUCCAACAUCUUUGCGGGGGUCAAUCUGCGUCAGCUGAAGCGGCUGUUCCACGUGGCUGGAGAGAGGGACGCAGAGCAACGGGCGAGGCUCGUGUUGGCUGGUGGACAGAGAGAUGGAGAGGAAGAGGCAAAGGCGAGAGAAGAAGGGGCGGCGGAGGCGGGACUGGCCCAAACGUUGGUGGGCUUCAGGGUGAAGGGUAGAAGCAGGAGUGGUAUCAGGAAAGAGGGACACCGAGAACCAAAGUGGAUGAAAGCAUUUGGACAUCUCAGGAUUAAAGAAGGAUUGAAUGAGCCUGAAGAGGACAAAGAACAGGACCCCAGUGAUUUUAAGGAGUUAGACCCACUCCCAGGAGGGUCCAUAGCAGCUGUCACCCCGGAGGACCCACACGGGCCCCUGGAGAGACCCCCCUUGGGGAGACCGGGGGCCGCGACGAGGCAGGAGGUGACCAAGGGCGUAGAACGCUACCUCCACCGCAUUCUACACUGAGCCAACGGAGUGACCUUUAACCUGUCGUAAAGCUGUUACGUGAUUGGUCCCUUCUCCAUUCCCACCAAUCAGAGAGUCAGGUGCUGAUCACUAUAAAGUCUUGCAACCGUGCGAGUAGAACAAAGGACUGUUUCCCAACUCUGCUGUGCUGUUGUCCCUUUAGACGAACGACGGCAGAGACUUCAACUGAUGACAUCCACUAUGUGUGUCCGUCUGACAUAACAGUCAAACGCUGUCUCUGCCUGCAAUGCGGGGUCCAAUAAGACUAAUACUUCUGUGGUCCAUCAGUGACAUGCUGUUUCUACGCUGCGUGAGUUAAUGCUGGAUGAUAUUUGUACAAGCACCCUUAUCGAUAUAAGCUGUGGCGUUUUGGUUAUUGUUUGAACAGACGCCAGGAAUACAUUCGGUUGUCGUCUUCAUAGAUCCCAUACUUUUUUUCUCUGUGAGAAAGCUCCCCAUGUUCUACCAGCUCCCUGUGUAUUCCUCUUGUGCAUCGAGAUUCUCAAACCAAACGUGGUUUAUUGUCCAGGCCACAGUGUUGGCGCUGUCCAUGUAGAAUGACAGGCACAACACCGAUGAGGCGAUCUCCAUUUUGAAAUUGGGAUAUUUUCCAUUUGGUUCACAGGUCAUUAUCGAUAAGACAUCAUAUCGUCAUUGGUUCAAAGGUCAGAGAUAAUAGAGGACUGGGUGAGAUCCGUGUGUCUCUGCCGUGACAAUGACAACAAUGGGCCUACUCCUCUCUUGGGAUUGGUGGAGACAUCUAGUGACAUCAUACAGUGUUAAGGCGCUUAAUGUGUGUGUGUGGGGGGGUAUGGCUGAUAUAAAGUGUUGUUGUUUUUUUCCACUCCGUUGCCAGUGGUGGCCAAACAAGGCUUAAUUAGCAUUAUUAA